Molecule: messenger RNA, 1328 nt
Organism: Anoplophora glabripennis (Asian longhorned beetle)
Lineage: Eukaryota; Metazoa; Arthropoda; Insecta; Coleoptera; Cerambycidae
Product: carboxypeptidase B
Exons: 5
Coding region: 27-1286 (419 amino acids)
Biological process (GO): proteolysis
Molecular function (GO): metallocarboxypeptidase activity; zinc ion binding
Source: RefSeq, a predicted model, not a curated record
AUCAAGUACUUUUAUUAGAAGUAAACAUGAAGCUUUCCCCGUUUUACUUGGUAACCCUCCUGGGUCUUGCAACUGCUGCCCAAGAACGCUUCAGCUACGAUGGGUACAAGGUGUACAGCGUUACUAUCAAUUCGAUUCAGGAGGCGGAACUAUUAGACGUCUUCAGUUAUGAUCAGCGAUUCGACUUUUGGUCAAAACACCGAAUUGUUGGAAAACCUAUAGAUGUUAUGAUAUCACCAAGUGGUCAAGAUGAAUUUGAAUCAACAUUGAAUUACCACAACAUAAAGUUCGAAGUUAUGAUCAACAAUUUUGAGGAGAAAGUGCAGGCUCAGUACAAUCGUCUCAAAUCCAGAGCCAGAGUUGAUUCAGGCGACGUUAGCUUUACAGAAUAUAUGCGUCAUGACGAAAUAAACGCCUACUUGCGACGACUUGAGGCAGAUUACCCCAAUGUCGUCACCACAGAAGUAAUUGGGAAAUCCUUUGAAGGCCGAGAUCUGCUCAUCAUCAAAAUCUCAAGUGGCGGCUCUGAUAAACCUACGAUAUUUGCUGAUGCUGGUAUCCACGCUAGAGAGUGGAUUGCUCCAUCUACCGCACUCUAUGUCAUUAACCAACUUGUUGAAGUACCUGAAAACAGUUAUCUGUACGAAAAUGUUGACUGGGUCUUUAUACCAGUGGCCAAUCCAGACGGCUAUGAAUAUACCCACGAUGUGGAACGUAUGUGGAGAAAAACCAGAUCCACUGGUACGAUCUGCUUCGGCGCAGAUCCUAACAGAAACUUCGGAUACCACUGGGGAGCAUCAGGAUCCAGUACCUGGCAGUGCAGCGACAUAUACGCCGGUCACAGAGCUUUCUCCGAAGUAGAGACUCAAGCUUUAAGGGACUACCUCUCGGCUCACAGUCACCACAUCAGCCUGUACGUAGCCAUACACAGCUACGGUAACUGGGUUUUAUAUCCUUGGUCAUACGCUGACCUCCUUCCUGAUAACGCAGACGAACUCCAAACUGUCGGGAUGCUCUACAACGACGCCGUCAACGAGUAUAAUGGAAAUAGUUAUAUCGUGGGUAAUUCAGCUGCGCUUUUGGGUACUACUGCUGGAUGUAGCGAUGAUUAUGCUAGAGGUGGUCUUGACAUCAAACUGUCUUACACUUUGGAGUUGCCUGGAGGUAGUACAGACGGGUUUGAUCCUCCAGAGUCUGAUAUUUUGUGGAUAGUUGAAGAGGCUUGGGUAGGGUUUAAAGCGUGGCAUGGGUAUGUGGAGUCCUCUUCUGCAAAUUCUUCUAAGUGAAUUACUUACAUAUAUUUAUAAAUAAACAGAUACACACAGACA